UUCUUGCAGCCAAGAUGGCUCGGGAUAUGUCAGAUAAGGAAAUCCUGAAAAUGGAGCUGGAACAAUUGAAGAAGGAAGUUAGUACAGCCAGGACACCAGUGAGUGCAAACUGCGCAGACACGAUCACUUUCGUUGAAGGACUGCUACCGAAUGACCCGCUGAUUAAGGGAGUUCCAGAUGACAAGAACCCCUACAAGGGAGACAAGGGAGGCUGCAUAAUAACAUAGCACACGUACAUCCAGGGGAAAGUCAUGCGUUUUUUUUUUUAAUGGGAGCUUGUGACAUUGCUGUAAUAUUCCUGUAGAAAUUCUAAUAGAUAAAAUGUACAGUAGAAAGAAAACUCAGAUCUGUAAUGUUACUGCGACCAGGACAGAGACCCUUUUCCAUCACUGGA
This is a messenger RNA of Seriola aureovittata, 394 nucleotides long. It is a transcript of the gene gngt2b, whose product is annotated as guanine nucleotide binding protein (G protein), gamma transducing activity polypeptide 2b. The transcript is spliced from 2 exons. Gene Ontology annotation, cellular component: heterotrimeric G-protein complex. NCBI's taxonomy places the organism in Eukaryota, Metazoa, Chordata, Actinopteri, Carangiformes, Carangidae. Bases 15 to 227 code for a protein of 70 amino acids. Gene Ontology annotation, biological process: G protein-coupled receptor signaling pathway. The record is from RefSeq and is a predicted model, not a curated record. Gene Ontology annotation, molecular function: G-protein beta-subunit binding.